This is a messenger RNA of Xenopus laevis (African clawed frog), 1193 nucleotides long. RefSeq names its product zinc finger RANBP2-type containing 2 S homeolog (gene zranb2.S). NCBI's taxonomy places the organism in Eukaryota, Metazoa, Chordata, Amphibia, Anura, Pipidae. Gene Ontology annotation, cellular component: nucleus. Gene Ontology annotation, molecular function: RNA binding; lipopolysaccharide binding. The record is from RefSeq and is marked provisional. Gene Ontology annotation, biological process: RNA processing.
ACCAUACGUUAAACUACAUGCGCUGCGGAUAUCAUUUUGUUGUCGUUUAAGGCACAGUUAUUAAGGGCGCCUUAGCGCGGGGUCCUGCCUAAGAGAGGGUACUGUGGCGGCUGCCAAGAUGUCGACGAAAAAUUUUCGUGUCAGCGAUGGUGACUGGAUCUGUUCGGAUAAAAAGUGCGGAAAUGUAAACUUUGCCAGACGAACCAGUUGCAACAGAUGUGGGCGAGAAAAAACAACGGAAGCUAAAAUGAUGAAAGCUGGAGGAACUGAAAUAGGAAAAACCUUAGCUGAGAAAAGUCGUGGAUUGUUUAGUGCAAAUGACUGGCAAUGCAAAACAUGCGGAAAUGUAAAUUGGGCCAGAAGAUCAGAAUGUAAUAUGUGCAAUACACCAAAGUAUGCCAAACUAGAGGAGAGAACAGGUUAUGGGGGAGGUUUUAAUGAACGUGAAAAUGUAGAAUAUAUCGAACGCGAUGAAUCCGAUGGGGAGUAUGAUGAGUUUGGCCGGAAAAAGAAAAAAUACAGAGGAAAACCUGUUGCACCGAAAUCAGUUUCAAAGGGUGAUGAAAAAGAAGGUGAAGCAGAGGAGGAAGAAGAGGAGGAUCAAGAUCUUUCAAAGUAUAAACUUGAUGAUGAUGAAGAGGAGGAGAAAGAUGAGGAGGAUGAUGAUGAUGAGGAGGAGGAGGAUGAUGGUGAUCUGUCAAAAUAUAACCUUGCGAGUGAAGAUGAGGAUGAUAGUAAAAAUAAGAAAUCUACACGUAGCAGUAGAUCUAAAUCCCGAUCUUCACACUCCUCUUCCCACACAAGCUCAAGGUCUAGGUCCAGAUCCCGGUCAAGAAGUUCUUCCAGUUCCAAAUCAAGUUCAAGAGGCCACUCUAGAUCUCCUGGGUCGAAAUCAAGAUCCAGCUCUAGAUCACACAGGGGAUCUUCAUCCCCAAGAAAAAGAUCUUGCGCAAGCUCUCGAUCAUCUUCAUCUCCAGAGAGGGGCAAGAAGAGAAGUCGCUCUAGAUCCUCAUCCGGUGACAGGAAAAAAAAGAGAUCAAGAUCACGGUCAACAGAAAGACGCCGCGGGUCAUCAUCUGGAUCAUCUCACUCUGGCUCCCAUUCAUCAAAUUCCAAAAAGAAACAAAAUUAGUUUUAGGAACAGUGGCUAUCCUAGUGCAUUGCAUGAGGCAGACUUUAAAAAAAAAAAAAAA